Hansenula anomala is the source of this 1521-nucleotide messenger RNA. It is a transcript of the gene PCD1, whose product is annotated as 8-oxo-dGTP diphosphatase. The transcript is spliced from 2 exons. Gene Ontology annotation, biological process: coenzyme A catabolic process. Lineage: Eukaryota; Fungi; Ascomycota; Saccharomycetes; Phaffomycetales; Wickerhamomycetaceae. The coding region runs from base 358 to 1302 and encodes 314 amino acids. The record is from RefSeq and is a predicted model, not a curated record. Gene Ontology annotation, molecular function: acetyl-CoA hydrolase activity; coenzyme A diphosphatase activity.
UUCAACUUAUUAAUCUCUAUUGAUCUGAAUUUUGAAGGAUAAGUGCAUGGGAUGGAUUUAUUGGAACAGUUUUUGCAUGGCUGGACUCGAUCGCAACGGAUCUUUCGACGACGACAUUCGUUGCAUGAGAUGGGAAGCACCAUAUUCUGUGAGCUGGAUAUACUUAUUUCUUGGAUAGUUUGGCUAUUUGUAACGUUCUUUUCGAGACGGAAUUCCCUUUACACUUUUUUUCCGUGCUGCUCAUACCGUCCUCCAUCUUUCUCCUCCUAAACUGUGGACAGAGCAUACUUCAGUUCAACACAACGACGACAACAACAACAUCGCCAUGAAGGCUUCAAACUCAACCAGUUAGCCCAAAUGUCAUCCAUCGCUACGCUAGAGCUCAUCGCCAACAUCAAGCGCUUCGCCGUGCCAAAAGUCUACCCGGUCCAACAGAUAUGGCCUGCGUUCAGAAGGUCGGCCGUCAUGAUCAUCCUCUUUAUAGGCAACUACGGUGAGCUGAGAGUUCUAUUGACGAAAAGAUCAAGAAAGUUGAACAAUUUCUCAGGUCAUGUGUCCUUGCCUGGCGGUAAAGCUGAUAAUGAACAAGAGACUGAAGUCGAUGUUGCUAGAAGAGAAUGUUUCGAAGAGAUUGGAUUACCGUAUGAUGAUGAAUUACAGAAGCAAGGAUUGAAAUUAGAACAUUUGAAUAUGAUGCCAUGUUAUCUUUCCAGAACUUUCUUAAGUGUCAGACCUAUUGUUUGCUUUCUCCAUGAUCAUGAUAAGCCAAGUGUACAGAUCAAAAACCUCAAGUUGUUGUUGAAUCCUGGUGAAACUUCUUCAAUUUUUUCAAUACCGUUAUUAGAUCUCAUUGAUAAACACAACAAACGGGAAUAUUUGAAGAAAUCAGUAAAGACAUACCACUGGGGGCAUUUGAAAUGGCCUAUCAAACAUUUUUAUUAUCCUACAAAGAAUAAUAAUGAAGUGACAUGGCUAGAUGAUAUUCUUGAUUUGAGUUCUGAUGAUGAGGAUUUGAUUGAUGACAUGAACAUUCAUUCCAAUGGUAAAGACAUCAAAGAUCUUUGGGGUUUAACUGCACAAAUGCUUUAUGAUCUUGCUAAUAUUGCUGUUAACAAUGCUAACAACAAUUAUAUUGGUAAUGAGAACCUAAUUUAUGCAUUAACUGAGUUUGGAGGCCAAAUGUUGGAUCGGAAACGAACUGAUUGGGAGGCCGGCAUGAUUGUAAAUGAAAAAGACAAGAACUAUGAACAGGUCAUACCUAAGCAUAUCUAUAACCAUAUAGUAAACGAGUUUAAGCUAUAAUAAAAUCUUGUUUAGAAAAUCAAUUACAGUGUUCAUCUUAUAUAGUGUAGGUAUCGACCCGUGGUGAAAUGGCAGCAUGGGGUGGUUCGGGGCGCGGUGCACACAACAGCUUCACCCUUUUCAAAAGCAGAUAGACGAAUAUUCCAACACAUCAAAUACACAGCACCUACAACUUCAACAACAACAACAGAUCGUUAACUCAGGGAAUAGACAAUCCAU